This is a messenger RNA of Drosophila serrata, 1726 nucleotides long. It is a transcript of the gene Galphaf, whose product is annotated as G protein alpha subunit f. The record is from RefSeq and is a predicted model, not a curated record. Lineage: Eukaryota; Metazoa; Arthropoda; Insecta; Diptera; Drosophilidae. Gene Ontology annotation, cellular component: cytoplasm; heterotrimeric G-protein complex. Gene Ontology annotation, biological process: adenylate cyclase-activating dopamine receptor signaling pathway; sensory perception of chemical stimulus. Gene Ontology annotation, molecular function: guanyl nucleotide binding; G protein-coupled receptor binding; GTPase activity.
UAAAACGGUGUUAGACGUGUUUCAGAGGCUUACAAAGUCUGAAAACAUCAACAGCAGAAGCUCCCAGUGAUACAAACAAAUGGAUAUUAUUAUUACAACGGUGACAAGAACUCAAGUGCUCCAUAAACAUAAUAUAUAGCCUGGCCAAAGAACUGUCAACAUAAUCCAGUCCAGGGAAUUUAAAGAAUUCAAUACAACAAAGUGUGCUCCAAGUGAAAAAACAAAAGUGAAUAAAUAAAGCAGAAACCUGAAGCAAUCGAUCACGAUUGAUACAACACUCAGAAGCAUGAAAUUAAGACUUUUGCGCUGUUUGCGCCAGCAACCUUCAAAGCCGGCGGCCGUGAUGGGGCAGAAGGAGGAGAUGCAGGUGCAAUCCAUGCAUGAUCAUCACAUGCUCAAGGACAUGUCCAAGGGCGGCAUCAGGGAUACCACCGUCAAGAUCCUGCUCCUGGGCACCGCCGAGUCCGGCAAGACCACUAUCAUUAAGCAAAUGCGGAUACUGCACAUCAACGGAUUCACCGAUGAUGAGCGGCGCGAGAAGAUCCCCGAGAUAUAUCAGAACAUCCACGAGUCCAUCCUGCAAUUGGUGGGCCAGAUGGGUCUCCUGGGGAUCGACUUUGGCAGCUGCACCAGCGAACGAUCCGCCAACUAUAUACUCUCCCUGCCCGGAUCCGCUCCUGAGUACAUGAACGAGGAGUACUGCGAUCAUGUCACAACUCUUUGGAAUGAUGUGGGCAUUCGUGCCUGUUACGAUCGCUCGAAUGAAUUUCCCCUGCUGGAUAGCGCUAAAUAUUUCCUGGACAACUUUGCUCGGAUCAGCGAUGAGGAGUACAUACCCAGCACCGAGGAUAUACUGCACAGUCGGAAAAUCACCACUGGCAUCUCGCAGAUCACCUUCCGUGUGCCCAUACCCCGGAGCAUGGGUGGUGGCGAGCAGGAGUUCCGCAUGUAUGAUGUGGGUGGCCAGCGGGAUCAGCGCAACAAAUGGAUUCAGGUCUUUGAGGGCAUCCAGGCGGUGUUAUUCCUGAUCUCCUGCAGUGAAUUCGAUCAGAAUUUGAGGGAGGAUCCAACCCAGAAUCGAUUGCAGGAGGCCCUCAAACUGUUUCGGGCUGUGUGGCAGAAUCGCUUCCUUGCCUCCGCCGGACUUAUUGUGUUCCUCAACAAGUACGACAUCAUGGAGCGAAAGAUCCGAGCUGGCAAGCAUAUCGUUGACUACUUUCCCGAGUACGAGGAGUUCUGCAAGCGGCCGCAGCAGGACAAUUGCUUUGACGAGAGCGACUGGACGAAGAUGUUCAUCAAGCAGAAGCUAGUGGAUAUCACCAAGGAGCCCUUCAAGCGCCACUCCCGGAACCAGGUCGAUCUGGGCACCUCCGAGCGGGAGUGCUACUACCAUUUCACGGUCGCCACAGACACUCGGUGCAUUCGCGACGUCUUCUGCGACGUCCAGAAGAUGAUCCUCUCGGAGAACGUGUCCUCCAUGGGUCUCUUCUAGUUCCUGCUCUCAUCGGAUCAGAGCUUCUCAAAGCCUCCCCCACCAACUGUGAUCUAGUAGGUUAUUUUCUAAGUAGCCACGUAGGACCUUAGAUCGUAGAUCGUAGUCUGGCAUCGCAGCCUAUACGUUGCCUGGUAAAACGCUUUAAUGCGAUUCAUUUCGCUCUCACUCCUCUUUCAUCUUAUGUCUAAACUAUAAAUUAAGCGUACAAUAGCGUAAUAAAUUAAAAACACA